UUUAUCAACACGUAAAUCUGUCUUAUCAUGAUACAGUGUAUACAAUCAUAAACAAAAGUAGAUUUUCAAUGCGGACUUAUCAAGUUAAUCCUUGAUAUAAAUUAUAAGAAUAUAAAAACAUUUGAAGGUAGUUGCGUGAAAGUGACACCUUAUGUUACAAUAAGAUCAAUUAAAAUAUUAGUGAAGGUCUCCAUAUGUAUAAUCUGAACGAGCGCGGAAGAUAACAGAAUCUAUCCCAAACGCGAUUGAUUAAUAAUAAAUCUGAAAUUGUGCGUGUACUUGCCAUGAGUUCUAUAGAGGAAAAAUAUCUUGAAGAUACAGAAAUCGAAUUAUUUAAUUCGAGUGUAUUGGAUCGAUUGUCCUUGUCACACAUCGAUGGUUUAUUAAUUAGGCCUUUAAAAUCAGAAGAUUAUGAUAGAGGUUUUCUUCAGCUCUUGGCUCAAUUAACUGAAGUCGGAAAUAUAAAUAGAGAACAAUUUCUUAAUCGUUUUCAUAUGAUGAAAAAUACUGGUAGCUAUUACAUCAUUGUAAUAGAAGAUGUAAACACUGAAAAAGUAGUAGCGACUGCAACAUUAGUUGUAGAACAAAAGUUUAUUCACAAUUGUGCAGUGAGAGGACGUUUAGAAGAUGUGGUAGUAAAUAAUAAAUACCGUGGUAAGCAUCUAGGAAAGCUAGUAAUCAAAAUUAUAUUACAAUUGUCACGCUAUUUACGAUGCUAUAAAUUAUCAUUGGAUUGUAAAGAUCAUCUUAUACCAUUCUAUGAAAGUUUAGGCUUUAAACGUGAGCCUAGCAAUGCCAAUUAUCUUAAUAUGAGAUUUCCAACUGAAAACAAUACAGAACAAUCUCAUUUAUGACGAUAGAAAAAACAAUACUUAAAAGUUGUUAUAAAAAAUUUAUAGUUUAAAUCAUUACAUAAUUUCAGCAUACCUCGAUUUUAAACAGGGAUUCUUAUUGCUUCAUUUUCAAUAUUUGAAAAACAGUUAUUACUCUUUUUACAAAUAUUGUAGUCAAUAAAUUAUUUCAAUAUGAAUUAAUAAAUAUAAUAUGGGAUGUACAGGUUAAAAAAGUAUUGAUUUGUAAUUAUAUUUUACUGGACAUAUGUAUAAUAUUUUAUAAGAAUAUAUAAUAAUACAAUAAACAAUGUUAGAAAAACAA
Molecule: messenger RNA, 1155 nt
Organism: Bombus terrestris (buff-tailed bumblebee)
Lineage: Eukaryota; Metazoa; Arthropoda; Insecta; Hymenoptera; Apidae
Gene: Gnpnat
Product: probable glucosamine 6-phosphate N-acetyltransferase
Exons: 5
Coding region: 285-854 (189 amino acids)
Biological process (GO): UDP-N-acetylglucosamine biosynthetic process
Cellular component (GO): endoplasmic reticulum; endoplasmic reticulum-Golgi intermediate compartment; Golgi apparatus
Molecular function (GO): glucosamine 6-phosphate N-acetyltransferase activity; monosaccharide binding
Source: RefSeq, a predicted model, not a curated record